AUGGCCACCACAGGUUCAAAGUUGAAGGCAGCGAUCUUGGUAGUGUCUGAGACUGCUUCCGAAGACCCAUCAACCGAUAAAUGCAUACCAGUCCUCAAGAAGGUCUUCGGAGAUCUCGGAAAUGACCAAUGGGACGUUAGCGAAACCGAGAUAGUACCCGACAACGCUCUCGUCAUCCAGAAGAGUAUCAAAAGUUGGACUGAUGGUCCGGAACCAAUCAACUUGAUCGUCACUAGCGGAGGUACUGGUUUCGCAACUAAGGAUGUCACUCCAGAGUCUUUGAUAUUGACUCUGCCUGGAUCGCCGAAAGGUGCCAAAGAGAACCUAGAGGCAGUUCUGAAGUUACUACCACAUGCGUGCAUCCAAGCUGCCGGUGCAGAGUCGAGACCGCUACACGUCGGUGGUGUAGAGAAGCUCGAAAAGGACGCGGGUGUUUCUUCGGGUGGCGCUACUACAGGAACUGGAUGUGGGCAUCACCACCAUCACCAUCAUGGGCACUCGCAUGGUCACGGCGGCCACGCAGGCCCCAAAGCUCACACGAACCCAGAAGAGCGUCCCCAGUCUAAUGAUCCUUCCGCAGGACCAACUCGCAGAUAUCGAUCGUCGCCGUAUCCUAUGUUGGCAGUCGAAGAUGCUCUCAAGCUAAUAUCGGAGCAAACCCCAGCUGCUGCAGUACAGAAGGUGCCAGUAGACAUGAGACUUAGUGGUUCGGUCCUUGCCGAGGAUGUCAAAGCCACUGAGUCCGUCCCGGCCUUCCGAGCUAGCAUUGUCGACGGAUAUGCGAUCAAGAUCCCAGCGACUGGCAAGUUCGAAAAAGGAACUUACCCUGUUUCGAUCAUAUCUCAUGCACAACCUGGCGAAGUCAAGGAGUUGAAAGAAGGAGAGAUUGCCAGAAUCACGACUGGCGCCCCGCUUCCUCCUGGUGCUGAUGCCGUGGUCAUGGUUGAGGAUACAGUAUUGAAGAGCCUGACAGAGGAUGGCAAAGAAGAGAAGGAGAUCGAGAUACUGACUGAUGAGAUCAAGCCGAACGAAAACGUACGGGAAGUUGGCAGCGAUGUCAAAGAGGGCGAGAUCAUCCUAAAGAAAGGCGAAGGUGUCACAGUCGUGGGUGGCGAGUUUGGUCUCCUUGCGUCUGUGGGUACGACAGAGGUGUCUAUCUACAAGAAGCCUGUCGUUGGAGUCCUGAGCACAGGAGAUGAGAUCAUCCCACACAACAGAGAGGGCCCACUGCGACUCGGAGAAGUGCGCGAUACCAACCGUCCCACUCUCAUCACUGCCGCACGAAGCCAUAGGUUCGAAGUCAUCGAUUUGGGUAUUGUCUCAGACAAACCUGGUACCCUUGAGCAGAGUCUCCGUGACGCGAUGCGCAAGUGCGACGUUAUCAUCACCUCUGGUGGCGUCUCAAUGGGCGAGCUUGACUUGCUCAAACCAACCAUCGAGCGCUCUCUCGGCGGCACAAUCCAUUUCGGCCGUGUCAACAUGAAGCCUGGCAAGCCUACCACCUUCGCUACUGUGCCUGUAAAGGACAAUGAUGGAAACCAUGUCACCAAGUCAAUUUUCUCGCUUCCUGGCAAUCCAGCUUCAGCCGUCGUGUGUUUCCAUCUCUUCGUUCUGCCUGCAUUGCACCAGCAAGCUGGAAUUAAGCCACUCGGGCUACCAAGAAUCAGGGUUAUACUGGAUGAGGAUGUGAGGAUGGACAAGGGCCGUCCAGAGUAUCACCGUGCGCUUGUCGUGACAAAAGAGGAUGGGUUGUUAUACGCAAGCUCAACAGGUGGGCAGAGAAGUAGCCGAAUCGGCAGCUUCAGAGGUGCGAAUGCGCUGCUUUGUAUGCCACAAGGCGAAGGUAGCUUGAAGAAGGGGGAGAAGGUCGAGGCGCUACUCAUGGGAAAGUUGGGUGAAGUUGAGCGAUGA
This is a messenger RNA of Alternaria ethzedia, 1911 nucleotides long. RefSeq lists its product as uncharacterized. Lineage: Eukaryota; Fungi; Ascomycota; Dothideomycetes; Pleosporales; Pleosporaceae. Gene Ontology annotation, molecular function: molybdopterin molybdotransferase activity. The record is from RefSeq and is a predicted model, not a curated record. The transcript has 4 exons. Gene Ontology annotation, cellular component: cytosol; cytoplasm. The coding region runs from base 1 to 1911 and encodes 636 amino acids. Gene Ontology annotation, biological process: molybdenum incorporation into molybdenum-molybdopterin complex; Mo-molybdopterin cofactor biosynthetic process.